CGCCCAUGCAAACAUGAGCGCCUCCUACGGUGGCCAAGAUGGUGAUAUCCGAUCGCCCGCUCUGACUGUAGGUCAACGGAUGUGGUCGGAGUCAACAUCAGCCCGAAUACCGCUGAUAUCAUAAUCUCACCGCUUUGCGCCGUCGCGGCCUUGACAGUUAUAUCUUCUUCUGUUUUUCUCGCCGUUGUAUGUAGUAGAGCAGUGGUUCAAAAUCAGAGACAAGUCGUAAUUGCAAUUUCCCCUAAUAGAGAGAUCCGCCUCCACACAGUCAUCACCCGUCCCGAGACCGGGCGAUUCCCACCCAGCAAGCCGCCUGUGCCGCCACAUCUCCAAACCACAAGGAGAACCAGUCCAGAAAACGACUUUCAACCAAGCCCAGGGUUCCCGCUCCUUAUCACCGCCGAAACUCGCAACAAUGGCUGACGGCGCCCCCGCCUCUGGCCCCAUUAAAGGCCCCUUCUCGUCUCCGCUCCCGCACUGCAAGCCCGCCGCUGAGCCCGCAUUGACCGCCGACCAACAGGCCAAAUACAAUGAGUUCCUGGAGCUGGUCAAGGGCUGGGAGAAGCUGCCCACGACGACGGCCAAGAACCCGGAGCAGGCGCCUCUGAGCGACGACGAAAAGAUGUGGCUGACGCGCGAGUGCCUGCUGCGGUACCUGCGCGCAGUCAAGUGGUCGAAGCCCGCCGACGCUGCGAAACGUCUCACAGACACGCUCAUUUGGCGCCGCGAGUACGGCACCAACUACUUCACGGCCGACUACAUCUCACCCGAGAACGAGACGGGCAAGCUGAUUGUCCUGGGUUUCGACAAUGAGGGCAGGCCGUGCCUGUACAUGGACCCUUCGAAGCAGAACACGGAGAAGAGCGACCGCCAGGUGCACAACUUGGUCUUCAUGCUGGAGAGGGCCAUUGACAUGAUGCCGGCGGGUGUGGAGAGCAUUGCGCUUCUGAUCAACUUUAAGAACAGCACGAGCGCGAAGAACCCGUCUGUCGGCCAGGGCAAGCAGGUGUUGAACAUCCUGCAAGGCCAGUAUCCCGAGAGGAACGGCAGGUCAUUGAUCUCGGAUUUGCCUUGGUAUGUCACGACCUUCUUCAAGCUCAUCUCUCCGUUCAUCGACCCCGUCACCAAGACCAAGAUGAAGUUCAACGAGCCCUUCGGCAACCACAUCCCGCCCUCGCAGCUGAUGAAGACGUACGGCGGCGAGGUCGACUUUGAGUACGACCACUCGGUCUACUGGCCCGCCCUCAACACGCUGUGCGACGGGCUUCGUGCGGAGCGCAAGGCCCGCUGGGAAGCUAGAGGAAAGCAGAUUGGUGACAGCGAGUUCAUCCUGAAGGGCGGCGAGGAACAGCCUGCCGCUGCUCAGGCAUAAGCGUCGACAAGGAAGGCUUGUGUAUAAGAUGUAGAGGACCAAAAGCAUGUCCACGGCGUUUGCAGGUGGGGCUUGCCCAGCGACAGCUUGGUACAUAGAUAUAAUUUGAGGGUUUUCAAGACAUAGUUACGACGACGUGGCGGCAUAUGGGUGUAUGCUAUACAUGUUGUUCGUUCGAAGGGCUUUCAUAAAUGCCAAUGAAUGCAAGAGAGGGCC
Aplosporella prunicola CBS 121167 is the source of this 1588-nucleotide messenger RNA. RefSeq lists its product as uncharacterized. Bases 416 to 1372 code for a protein of 318 amino acids. Lineage: Eukaryota; Fungi; Ascomycota; Dothideomycetes; Botryosphaeriales; Aplosporellaceae. The transcript has 2 exons. The record is from RefSeq and is a predicted model, not a curated record. Gene Ontology annotation, molecular function: phosphatidylinositol transfer activity.